Monodelphis domestica (gray short-tailed opossum) is the source of this 7677-nucleotide messenger RNA. It is a transcript of the gene PDGFRA, whose product is annotated as platelet derived growth factor receptor alpha. Gene Ontology annotation, cellular component: signaling receptor complex; plasma membrane. The record is from RefSeq and is a predicted model, not a curated record. NCBI's taxonomy places the organism in Eukaryota, Metazoa, Chordata, Mammalia, Didelphimorphia, Didelphidae. Gene Ontology annotation, biological process: platelet-derived growth factor receptor signaling pathway; protein phosphorylation; multicellular organism development. Gene Ontology annotation, molecular function: platelet-derived growth factor binding; platelet-derived growth factor alpha-receptor activity; ATP binding.
AAUGAUUAGUUUUAGGAUAGACUUUAACAUUGAAUCUAUUACAAAACGCGGGGUUUGAGCCCAUUUCAGUUUCAGCUAGGAGAGAAAGAAACAAGAGGAGGAAACAAGAGGGGGGAAGUUACAGGAGAUAGGCAUAUAUGUUUUUACUGUAUAUGAUUUUCAUUGCGGACUAACAUAGAGAAGAGAAGGUAAGGGAGGACACAUUUUUGAAUUUUUGACUUUGUUUUCCUUACAGGGAAAGUUAGGUUUUGAGGCUGGAAGAAAUGUAACUUCACAAACUUUGGCGAUGGGAAAAAAUGCUGGAGCUGAUUUCUGCUUUCAGAGAGUAAUUUACCCUAAGUAAACCUGACCAAGUCGGGAAGCAAAAUAACUUGGGAGGAAAGAGCUUGAGGAUUGAAAAAAAAAUUUUUUUAUUGAGCCAUUAAAAACAUAUUUUUCUAGCCUCCUUUCCCCUCUCUUAUAAAAACUUGAUUAUUUCAUCUUCAUUUUGAGGUAGGGAGAGGGCAUUAUUUCAGAAGGCACCGAGGCGCUUUAAUCUGGUGUUUUGCCUUUUUUUUUUUUUGAGGGGGCGGGUUUGGAAGGAAUAUCGUAUUUUUGCCUUGCUCCUGGUGACCGACCAUUCCUGGGAGAUGGCAUGUUUUUAAUUAGUGUUUUAAGUCCUCUCGGCGGUUUGGUGGAUGUAGGCUGCCCGCUCUGUCGAGGGAGGUCCAGGGUAGUUCCGGGAGAGUUGGAGAAGGGAGGCAGAUUUUGUGAGAAGGGGGAAAGAGUGAGUGGUGUGACUGGGUGAGAAAGGCUUUGCUGGAGGUAACCUGGGACCUUGGAUAUACGGACUGGUUGGAGGACCGGGCGCCAGGGGUGCGUUAGUAAUUGCUGGACGGCGCUCCACACUGCAACGAGGACUUGGACUCUGGGGAGCUGCGGCGGCUGCCAAGCGCUCCGGGGUAAUUCGCUUAGGGCUGGGGCGGGGGUCGAAGUUUAGGGGGGCACUCUCCCGCCUUUUAGCCAGGGGCUCCUAAGGCGUCAAAGAAAAAGUUCCCAGCUUCGCAGUGAUAAAGGGCUCCCUCCUCCGAGGAAUGGUUGGAUGGAUGAUGGAUCUGGUCUGGAAGAGGCGGCGGCAUUGGCUGUCUGUCUGACUGGCGGGGGGAAGGAGUUCUGGCAUUAAUGACAAACACAUUUGGAAGAGAGAGCAGAAGCCGUCGUCGUACCGCAUUCCAGAAACCUAGGAUUUGAGGAAUUUCGAGCUGCGAUCCGGCUCUUUUCCAAGAGUCAUUAUUAUUAUUCGUUUUGGGAGUGUAUUUUUUUAAAAAAACAUUUUAUACUGGAGUAUUGUCGUUCUCUGGGAUCCUCUGGCAAACUACGGCAACAGGAAGGAAAGUAGGAAAAAAGCCAGAAAAGUGCCGGAUAAUUUCUCCAAGCAACUACAUGUGGGGAGUUUAGGGGAGGACUAAGAGCUGAGAAACUUUUUGCGCAAGUUUUCCGCAGCUAUGGGUACCUCCCCAUGGGCAUUGCUGGUCCUGGGAUGUCUUCUUACAGGGCCGUGGCUCGCAUUUUGCCAGCUUCCAUUACCCACUGUCUUUCCGAAUGAGGAUGAAAAGGUUGUGCAGCUGCAUUCAUCUUUUACCCUAAGAUGCUCUGGGGACAGUGAAGUGAGCUGGCAGUACCCCAUGCAGGAUGAAGAGGACCACAAAAUAGAAGUCAGAAAUGAGGAGAACAACAGUGGCCUUUUUGUGACGGUCCUGGAAGUGGUCAAUGCCUCAGCUGUCCACACAGGGCUGUACACUUGUUAUUACAACCAUACUCAGACAGAGGAGACGGAGAUCGAAGGCAGAGAUAUCUACAUCUAUGUGCCAGAUCCAGAUGUAGCGUUUGUACCUUCUGUCAUGGUUGAUCAUUUAAUUUUUGCGGAGGAACAUGAUUCUGUCACUAUUCCAUGUCGCACAACGGAUCCUCUGGCUCAGGUGACCCUUCUCAACAGUGAUAACAAAGUGGUACAUGCAUUCUAUGAUAGCAGACAAGGCUUUAUUGGAAACUUUGCCAUGGGACAAUUCAAGUGUGAGACAACCAUCAAGGGGAAAACAUUCCAAACAGUUCCAUUCAACAUUUAUACAAUAACAGCUACUCCAGAGCUUGAAGUUGAGAUAGAGGCAGAGAAAACUGUUUACAAAACAGGAGAAACUCUUGUUGUAACUUGUGCUGUCUUGCACAAUGAGGUGGUUGAUCUUCAGUGGAAUUACCCGGGAAAAGUGAAAAACAAAGGCAUUUUGAAAGUUGAUGAAAUCAAAGUUCCAUCCCUCAAGUUGGUGUACACGCUGACUGUCCCAAAGGUGACGGUGAAAGACAGUGGUGACUAUGAAUGUGCUGCCCGUCAUGCUACUAAGGAAACAAAGAAGAUUAAGAAAGUCACCAUUUCUGUCCAUGAGAAGGGAUUUAUUGAGCUCAAUCCCAACUUCCGCCAGUCAGAAGCCAUUAACUUGCACGAAGUGCGCCAUUUUGUAGUGGAUGUACAGGCGUAUCCACCACCAAAGAUAUCUUGGCUUAAGGACAAUAUGACUGUGAUUGAGAAUCUCACUGAGAUCAUCACUGGCUUAGAUAAGAUCCAGGAAAUAAGGUAUCAAAGCAAGUUAAAACUGAUUCGUGCUAAGGAAGAAGACAGUGGCAAUUACACUAUUAUGGCCCAAAAUGAGGAUGAUAUUAAGAACUAUACUUUUCAACUUAUAAUUCAAGUUCCAGCUUCUAUUCUGGACCUAGAAGAUGACAACCAUGGCUCUGCAGGAGGGCAGACGGUCAAAUGCAUGGCAGAAGGGACACCGCUUCCAGUUGUGGAAUGGAUGGUUUGCAAGGACAUUACAAAGUGUAAUAAUGAAACUUCGUGGACACAUUUGGCCAGCAAUACAUCUGACAUUACAGAAAAACAAGACAGCAGUAUGGUAGAGAGCCAAGUGACCUUCAACAAAAUUGAAGACACUAUGGCUGUACGAUGCCUAGCAAGGAACUUACUUGGGUCGGUGACUCGGGAACUGAAACUUGUGGCUCCUGCUAUGCGCUCAGAAUUGACAGUGGCUGCCUCAGUCCUAGUGCUGCUAGUGAUUGUCAUCUUUUCCCUCAUUAUCCUGAUCGUCAUAUGGAAGCAGAAACCCAGGUAUGAAAUCCGGUGGAGGGUCAUAGAGUCCAUCAGCCCUGAUGGCCAUGAGUACAUUUAUGUGGACCCAAUGCAGUUGCCUUAUGACUCAAGAUGGGAGUUUCCUAGAGAUGGGUUAGUCCUUGGCCGAAUCCUGGGCUCAGGUGCAUUUGGAAAAGUGGUGGAAGGAACUGCUUAUGGAUUAAGCCGUUCCCAACCUGUGAUGAAGGUGGCGGUGAAAAUGCUAAAACCCACAGCUAGAUCUAGUGAAAAACAGGCUCUCAUGUCAGAACUGAAGAUUAUGACUCAUCUGGGACCCCAUUUGAAUAUCGUAAAUCUUUUAGGAGCCUGUACCAAGUCAGGGCCCAUUUAUAUCAUCACUGAAUACUGCUUCUAUGGGGAUUUAGUCAACUACCUGCAUAAGAACAGAGACAACUUCUUGAGCCAUCAUCCAGAGAAGACAAAGAAAGAGCUGGACAUCUUUGGGAUGAACUCCGCUGAUGAAAGCACUAGGAGCUAUGUCAUCUUAUCCUUUGAAAACAAUGGGGAUUAUAUGGACAUGAAGCAAGCGGAUACCACACAAUACGUUCCCAUGCUGGAGAGAAAACAGGGCUCUAAAUAUUCAGAUAUCCAAAGAUCGAUGUAUGAUCGGCCUGCAUCAUACAAGAAGAAAUCUGUAUCAGACCCAGAAGUUAAAAACCUCCUUUCAGAUGAUAGCUCAGAAGGUCUCAGUCUCUUGGAUCUGCUAAGCUUCACCUAUCAAGUAGCCCGAGGAAUGGAGUUUUUGGCCUCUAAAAACUGUGUGCACCGUGAUCUAGCUGCUCGUAAUGUCCUUCUGGCUCAAGGAAAAAUCGUGAAGAUUUGUGACUUUGGCCUGGCCAGAGACAUCAUGCAUGAUUCCAACUAUGUGUCCAAGGGCAGUACUUUUCUCCCUGUGAAGUGGAUGGCUCCUGAAAGUAUCUUUGACAAUCUGUAUACCACACUGAGUGACGUCUGGUCUUAUGGCAUCCUGCUAUGGGAGAUCUUUUCCCUUGGAGGCACACCCUAUCCUGGAAUGAUGGUGGAUUCUACUUUCUAUAAUAAAAUCAAAAGUGGAUACCGAAUGGCCAAACCCGACCAUGCCACCAGUGAAGUAUAUGAAAUCAUGGUGAAGUGCUGGAAUAGUGAGCCCGAGAAGAGACCCUCCUUUUACCACCUGAGUGAGAUUGUGGAAAAUUUGCUACCUGGACAAUAUAAGAAGAGUUAUGAGAAAAUCCACCUGGACUUCCUGAAGAGUGACCACCCUGCCGUUGCUCGCAUGAGAGUGGAUUGUGAUAACACUUACAUUGGUGUCACCUACAAAAAUGAAGACCAGAUGAAGGACUGGGAGGGCAGCUAUGAUGAACAGAGGCUGAGUGCUGACAGUGGCUAUAUCAUCCCUCUGCCUGACAUUGACCCUAUCCCUGAAGACGACCUAGGCAAGAGAAACAGACACAGUUCCCAGACAUCUGAGGAAAGUGCCAUUGAGACAGGUUCCAGCAGCUCCACCUUCAUCAAGAGAGAGGAUGAAACCAUCGAGGAUAUCGACAUGAUGGAUGACAUUGGGAUAGACCCGUCAGACCUGAUUGAAGACAGCUUCCUGUAAUGGUCAAGGAUUUUGUGGAGCUAUUCCAUUUCUGAAAAGAGAGAUGCUCACCAUUCAGUCUAAAGACUUGAACACCCUUCAGAAAACCACUUUAUUGCAAUGCAAAUGAUGCAAGGAGGCUCAGUUUGUAAAGAAAACUUCCCCAUAAGGGCUCAGAGACCAUCCUGAACAUGAAUGAGUGAGAUACUCUGGAAAGGACUGCUUCAGUGUUGCUCCUUGCAAUACUUCUAUAGCAUCUCAACAGUAAUUGCAGAGUUUUUUCUUUUUUCCAGGUAGAUGGACAAAAGGAAAAGGGACCAGCUUUUUGUUUCAAGGGCAUUGAUGACUCUGAUGAACAGAACUUUCAUUGCAUCACAGCACCAUCAUUGUAAUUAUGUAAAUAAGUAGCUGAGGAUGUGUUUAGAUUUGUAUUGAGUAUAUUCUCUGGACUUCUGAAGAGACCACUUAAAAACAUUUAUGUACUUCCCCCUUGAAAUCCCAUGUCAGCUGCUGUUGGGCUACCAUGAGAAGUACAUGCAAAACCACUUUUGAAACGUAAAGGAUAUUGCUACUAUAGCAAGUUAUCUGACUAUUUUUUUAGUGUUGAGUAAUAAAGAAGAAAGAUAAUCAUUAACAAACCUUCUUUUGAUAGAAUUGGGCUGUUUAGAAGAAGCCCAACAAAUCUUUUACAUAUUGCUAACUACAUUAAUACUACGACUACUGUCAUCAUUUAUACUAAAUGUGUAAUUUAGAACACAUCUCCCUUCAGAGAAAGCACAAUUUGGAAACAUCAACACAAAUCCAGCAACAAAGAUCAGCUGUACUAAGUAGGUAAUGACUUUAUUGGGUUUGGGGCAUUUAUACUGAAUAACCUUUGGCUAUAUAAGAUAAUAAUAGCAUUAGCAGAUUAAAGUUAGUUGAACAUAGAGGGGAAAAAAAAAAACCAUGUAGCAUCACCCAGACCAGUCCCAAGUUCUGGGGUUUUUGUUCUUUGUAAAAUAAGACAUUGUCUAAUCUGUUGUACUAAAAAAAAGAAUGAAACUUGUAAAGCAGUAAAUGUUCCCUCCUGUGCAAAUGGACAAGUCUCUGCUUGGCCAGGCUUCUUAUGGAACAUAAACAAGGAGGAUUUGUGGCUGCUGUCAUUCUGGUGUACCCAGAAUCAAAAAUUAUCCGAGGAAGUCAAAGCCUUGACUAGCAUUGGAAACAAUCUAAACCCCCUCCGCCUUCUAUAGCUUUGCUGGUUGGGGGACUAUGGUACGCAUCAGAUUAUAGGAAGUUGAUUUAAGGUAGAAUGUAAGCUCUUUUCGGGCAGAGACAGGUUUUUUUGGGGGUGUGUGUGUGAGUGUGUGAGAGUGUGUGAGUGCACAUGCAUGUGUGUAUCUUUAUAUCCCCAGUGCCUAGCACAAUGCUUCACAUAGAGUAGGUGCUUAAUAAAUGUUCAAUUGAACCGAAUUGAAGAAUGGGGGGGGGGGGGAAGCAAUCUGAAAUUUGGAAUUAGACUAGUGCUGCCUUUCGAACUUCUUAGUUUCAGAUUAACCAGACCAUACCAUAUACCUGGCAAGUUAGGCCCCUUUGUAUAGUUCUUCUGUAUGAGCUGAGAUCAAGAAAGCUAGCUUUUAGGGUUUGUGGGUUUUUUCAGAGCUUCCACGGUUUAUUUACUUCUUCCCUGUAUAGCAAUUCUUGUGAUUAGACCUUGAGUUAAAAAGAAAAGUGGGUAAAAUGAAGCCAUUCAUACAACGUGGAUAAAAUUUUAGCUCAACAUUUUGAGUAGGAUGGUGUAUUUGUUGUAUUUUUUAAGCAAUUUUGAAAUAAGUAGCUUCAUUUUUUGGUCAAGUUCUCUAAACCAUUUGAAUCAGUUGUUUGUAAAAACAUGGACUUAAGUUCUGCAAUAUCUUUUGUUUUUGACAACAUAAGAAUGAAAUGCAGCCUGUAGCUACAGCAAUCACUCUUUACACUAGCAGGUGGUGAUUUGGGAUGAUGUAUGAGCAACAGCUAGAUGCCUGAUUGGUAUCCACUCUCAACAUAAACCUUUUCUUUCUUGGAUGCUCUUCCUUGUUUAAAGCCUAAGCCCAUGGAGCUCUGCCUGUUACAAGGGACAAAAUAACUGGAGUUUCGAGAACCAGUCCGACUUGAAAUGCAUUUGUGUUUCCAGAAUCACAAUUCAAGACUUCUCUGUUUAUCAACCAAUCACCUAUUCUCUUAUAGACUUCCAUUGAUGCUUUCUGUUCCUGCUCUGCACCUACCCAUCAUAUCUCCUGGCACAAUAUAUACUGAGCUCCUGGACCAGUGGCUCCCACAGUCCUAUUUGUCAAAAGCUCAGCCACUGGGCUGAGACACUAUCAUUUCUAGUCUGUGUCCUGGAACAGCAUUUUGUUGUGUGUGUUUUCAUUGUAUUGCAAGUUUGUUUGUUUGUUUGUUUAUGGCUUCCUUGUGAGAAGCCACUAGAAGGAAAAUCAUCAAUCCUACCAGCUCUCCGUUUGUAUGACGACAAUCAAAAGCUAGCCUAAGAAAUGCAACUUGUGAGUUUUUAAUGGUCAAUGAUUUCCUUAAAAUGUGGUCUGACAACUUGUACAAAAUGGUCCUGUUUUGUGAAGAGGGACGUAAGAUAAGGUGAUGUUAUACAUCCAUAUGUAUAUAUGUAUUUCUAUAUAGACGGAGAAUACUGCCAAAACAUUUAUGACAAGCUGUAUCACUGCCUUUGUUUAUAUUUUUUUGACUGUGAUAUACCCCACAGGCACGUUAACUGUUGCACUUUUGAAUGUCCAAAAAGUAUAUUUUAGAAUAAUAAAAAAAAGUGUUUCCAAAAUAAUGGCGUGGUGUAUUAUGUGAGGAGGGCAAAUUGAUUGGGAAAGACUAUUGGUAUAAAAUGCAAUAUGAAUACCCCUUUUUAAUUUUGUUUUAAAAUGUAUAAAUUCAGAUCUUUAUAUUUCAAUAAAUGUUAUAUAAUUUAAAGUUA